AAGCCUUAUAUUCAAUUGAAUCAGUACAAAGAUGUUCAAACUGAUGAACUUUAUUGUUUUUGUGCAGAUAUUCACUCAUUUUUAAUUGGAUGCUUGCAACACGUUCCAAAAGAGCUGAGACAGCAGCAACAAAAGACUGGCAAAGUUGAGGAAUGCUUAAAAAAAACACCUGUUUGGAACAUUGCACAGGUGAACAGGUUAACUGGAAACAGGUAAGUUCCAUGACUGGGUAUAAAAGGAUCAUCCCCAAAAGGCUCAGUCGUUCACAAGCAUGGACGGGAUGAGGUUCACCUCUUUUGUUACAGUUUAAGAACAACGUUUGUCAUUGUACAAUUGCAAGAAAUUUGGGGAUUAUAUCAUCUACAGUCCAUAAUAUCAUUACAAGAUUCAGAGAAUCUGGAAAAAUCUCUGCAUGUAACUGGCAAGGCCGAAAACCAACACUGAAUGCCCGUGACCAUCGACCCCUGCAUUAAAAACCUGUGAAGGACCACGUGGGCUCAGGAACACUUCAGAGAGCCACUGUCAGCUAACACAGUUCGUCGCUACGUCUACAAGUGCCAGUUAAAACUCUACCGUGCAAAGUGAAGCCUCUCUGGGCCCGAGCUCAUCUGAGAUGGACUGACAAACAGUGGAAUAGUGUGCUGUUGUCUGACGAGUCCACAUUUCAGAUUGUUUUUGGAAAUCAUGGAUGUCGUGUCUUGCGGGCCGAAGAGGAAAAGGACCAUCCACACUGAUGUCAGCGCAAAGUUCAAAAGCCAGCAUCUGUGAUUGUACAGGGGCAUGUUAGUGCCCGAGGCAUCAUGGGUAACUUCCACAUCUGUGAAGGCACCAUACAUACUGAAAGGUACAUACAGGCGUUGGAACAAAAUAUGCUGCCAUCCAACCAAUGCCUAUUUCAGAGACAGAAAGGACACACUCUCAACCAGCUUAAUGAUAUUAAUGAACUGCAGACAAACAGCUCAGACAGAAACUGUCCUCCAGCUGAUGUGAUGAGACAGACGGUGAUAUUUAAAUCAUAACUGACGUAGUGAACAAACAGCCUCUGACUCGAGUCAUUUCUGUCUUUACGCUGAAUAUGGUUGUCGUGUUAUUGAUGAUCAUGACUCAGAUCAGCUGUUCUCCCUCCGGUCCAGCAGGGCUCGCUGUUCGCCGCUUCGCUCCUCACAGCGAAGCGUCGUCGUCGCGGAACUCCGUGUGAGUGUUUACGUCCCCGCUGGUCUCUUUGUUCGGCCCAGAGGAGGACGAUGUGCGGGGCCGUGCAGCUGCUGCGGGUGUCGGUCCAUGAGCGGAUGAGCGCCGCUGCAGAAGACUUUCUGCUGCAGGUGGAAAAAGGAGAAGAAGCGGCUGAAAUCCCGGCGCUGAGAGCGAAGCUCACCGAGCGGCUGACGGCGGCUGCGGAGGAGAUCGUCGCUCUGCUGGAGGAAACCGUGGCGGAGUACGAAGACAGAGUGGAGCGGUCGGAGCGGGAGAUCUGCCGCCAGAGGAGGCUGCUCGAUGCCGUGCUGAAGCCCCAAGUGAAGCUGCACAGGGCAGACUUCCGACCUCCCGUAGACUUGAACCAGACUGAGUCUAAACGAGUCGACGGUGAUGCCUCCUCUCUGCCAGUACCUCGCUCUCCGCUGACUCCUCGCUCUCCUUCUCCCCCCUCCCACUCUCCCGUCUCUCCGACCAGCUCAGCCGUCCCCAGCGAUCCAGAUCCAGACAGUGACUGGACAGAACAGAUUCCAACUGUGAGACCUCCAAGGAAGAAGAAGAGAGGACGGCCGCCACUUGUUGUCAGAAACAAGCGGAAGCGUUCGACUCCGGCCCAGAGUUUUGUCUGUCAGGUGUGUGGCCGCUCUCUGCAGGGGAAAGGCUUCCUGCUCAAACACGUCUUGCAGGUCUGCGCCAACAACCCAGACUGUCACUGUGGCUUCUGUGGCGAGCAUUUAGACUCUUCUGAUGAACUAGCAGCUCACCUGAAAACACACCGGGAGACGAGUAAAACCUGCUCGUUCUGCGGGAAAACCUUCCAGUCCAUCCUGGCGCAGGAGCUGCAUGUACGCCUCCACACAGGAGAGAAACCGUACAGCUGCGACGUCUGUGGUAAGAAGUUCAGCCAGAGGGGGAACCUGAACUCCCACAUUCGCGUCCACGCCCCUGAGAAGCCCUUUAAAUGUAAAGAGUGCAGCCGCACCUUCUGUCACAUGACAUCCUUAGAGCGACACAUGCAGGAGCACUGUGGGGAGGAAGAGGUGCACACCUGCAGCACCUGCGGUCAGGAGUUCAGCAAGCAACGCAACCUGCAGCGACAUAUGGUGUCGCAUCGGAGGGAUGACACUGACAAGCCGAAGAGAUGCCGCAGCUCGGCACCACACCACCGCUGCAAAGUGUGCAGGAAUGCCUUUGACAAGAGGAGCCUCCUGGUGAAACACGUGGAGACUCACCUGCAGGACCCAGACUGCUGCUGUGGACUCUGUGGACACCAGUACGAGUCUGCUGACAGCCUCUCUGCUCACCUGCGCUCCCACCGCGAGAUCGGAAACACCUGCGAUGUAUGCGGGAAGAGCUUCCCGGCUCAGGCGGCGCUGCAAAUGCACCUGAGGAUCCACACCGGAGAGAAACCCUACACCUGCAGCUUCUGUGGGAAGGCCUUCAACCAGAGAGGCAACCUGAGGACGCACCUGAAGAUUCACACAGGCGAGCGGGCAUUCUCCUGCAGUCUCUGUGGAAAGGGUUUCACCCAGAAACAGACACUGGACACGCACGUCCGCUUCCACAACAAGGAGCGACGCUUUCUGUGUCAGUGCUGCGGGAAGGGCUUCAUGCAGGACGUGGACCUGAAAAGACACAUGCUCAUCCACACCGGGGAGAAACCCUACAGCUGCAGGGUGUGCGGGAAGAGCUUUCAGGCCAAACGCUCACUCAACGGACACCUGAAAGGCCACGGCAUAGGGGGGGUGGAGCUGGAGCCAGACCAGACAUCAGAGCCACCACCAGAUGGUUUCUACUCGGGCUUCAUCCAGCUGUAGAGGUUAGGCCGGGGUUAAUGGACACGUGUCAGAGACUCGUAGAGCCGGACUCAAACAUUUAGCUGAAGGUUUUCAGUGUCAGUAACAGAAGUGAGUCUGAAGGCUGAGAGAGAAGGAAGUCAUCAGACAUUAUUCUGAGAACACAAACAAACAUGAUGAGGGUCUGUCUGUUUUACACUGCAGCUCAGAAACCGUCCUAUCAGAAUGUAAACUCCAGUAAAUGUACUUCCAUAAAGAUAAAAGUAGUUUUCACCACUUUGAA
This is a messenger RNA of Acanthopagrus latus (yellowfin seabream), 3273 nucleotides long. Its product is annotated as gastrula zinc finger protein XlCGF57.1-like. The record is from RefSeq and is a predicted model, not a curated record. Lineage: Eukaryota; Metazoa; Chordata; Actinopteri; Spariformes; Sparidae. The coding region runs from base 1245 to 3011 and encodes 588 amino acids. The transcript has 2 exons. Gene Ontology annotation, cellular component: nucleus.